UUCCCCAUUCAAGAUUGUUAUUCCCCAUUCAAGAUUGUUAUUCUACCUCACGAAGUAGGAGAUGCUACAAAAGUUUUGUGCAGCGGACCAGGGUUGAAUCAGGGAAAAACUCAUGCGGAUAAUAUUUUCACAGUUGAUACUCGAAAUGCGGGAUAUGGAGGACUUGCCUUGUCUAUUGAAGGCCCAAGCAAAGUGUUGAUCCAGUGUAAUGAUCAACCUGAUGGAACGGUGCGUCUUUCUUAUAAACCAACUGAACCCGGUUACUAUGUGUUGAAUUUGAAGUACGCUGAUCACCAUGUUACUGGAUCUCCGUUUGCUGUAAAGGUGAGCGGCGAUGGUUCAAACAGACAGCGUGAGAAGAUGCAAAAGCACCGCGAACCUGUGCGAGCAGCAGAUCCUGGCCAACCCUGCAAACUGACCUUCAAAAUGUCAGGUAUUAGUACCUUUGAUCUUGCUGCUACGGUUAAGGAACAGGACGGGGUUGCCGAAGAUGCCGAAGUUACUGAAGAGGAAGAUGGGGUAUACGCCGUUAACUUUGUACCCCAAAAACAAGCAUUGUAUAUUAUAUCAGUCAAGCAUAAAGACAUUCAUAUCUCAGGAUCACCAUUCCCAUACACGGUGGGUCCGUUGACAGACUCCGGUGCUCACCUUGUGAAAGCAGGAGGUGCGGGUCUCCAACGCGGAGAACAGGGCCACCCAGCCGAAGUAAAUGUGUGGACGCGCGAGGCUGGAGGGGGUGCUCUCGCAGUGGCCGUUGAGGGACCAUCCAAGGCGGUCAUCGACUUCAAAGAUCGUAAAGAUGGCUCUUGUCACUUCUUGUACACUGUUACUGAACCGGGUGAAUACCGAAUCGGUAUCAAGUUCAACGAUCAGUACAUACCGGAUGCCCCGUACAACGUGAUAGUGUACCCCACUGGAGGAGAUGCACAGAAGCUCGAGAUUGCACAGUUCCCCAAAGGCAUCGUUCCGACUGAUAAACCGGCUCAAUUUAUUAUUCGGCGCAACGGCACCACGAAAGGACAAUUGGACGCGAGGCUCCUUGCUCCGUCUGGAAAGGAAUACGACUGUUUCACCCAAUUAGUCGACGAGGAGCAGUACUCGGUGCGUCUGUUUCCCCGUGAGACCGGCAUUCAUAAUAUUAUGGUCAAAUUCAACGGAAUUCAUAUUCCAGGAUCACCUUAUCUUCUGAAAGUGGGCAAUGAGGACGUAGACCCUGCUGCAAUUUCGGCUAGCGGCAAAGGUCUUCAUUAUGCGAAAACAGGACAAAAAUCAGAUUUCUUGGUGGAUACUUGCGAUGUGCCAGCUGGAACUUUGUGGGUAACUUUGGACGGGCCUGGAAGAGCGGCCAUCGAUUGUUCGGAGGUCGAAGAUGGAUAUAAAGUUCGCUAUACGCCUCUGGUUGCUGGAGAUUACUACAUUUCUGUUAAAUAUAAUCAGUAUCAUAUCAUAGGAUCGCCCUUCAAACUUCAAGUGGAAGGUGAGAAUUUAGCUGAGUUAGGUGCCCAAGAAACUUCUUCAGUGAAAGUGCAGACAGUCCAGAAAAUAUCAAAAGAAGGCAAAAAACUUUUGCCAAAUAUGCCUGUAUUUAACUCUGAUGCCAGUCUUGUAACUAGCAAGGGAAUAGGCCUUAAGAAAGCCUACAUGGGCAAACAAAAUCAAUUCCAACUAAAUGCAGCUGAAGCAGGAAAUAACAUUCUUCUAGUUUCCGUGUAUGGUCCAAAAGGUUUCAACGAAGAAGUAUCUAUUAAACAUACAGGAAAACACCAAUAUACAGUCAGUUAUUUGGUGCGUGAACGUGGCGAAUAUAUUUUGUUUGUAAAAUGGGGAGAUGAUCAUAUUCCUGGAUCGCCGUUUAAAGUGGACGCGUAGACGUCAAAUAUUAAAAGUU
Ctenocephalides felis (cat flea) is the source of this 1888-nucleotide messenger RNA. Its product is annotated as filamin-A-like. NCBI's taxonomy places the organism in Eukaryota, Metazoa, Arthropoda, Insecta, Siphonaptera, Pulicidae. The record is from RefSeq and is a predicted model, not a curated record. The annotation marks the transcript as partial. Gene Ontology annotation, molecular function: actin filament binding. The transcript is spliced from 9 exons. Gene Ontology annotation, biological process: actin cytoskeleton organization.